AUGGCAUCAACAACGAAAUCCGAGAUUGAAAGAAGUGAAAGCAACAACACAAUGGAAGUUUCCAUUGAGAUGCUUCCAGAAUCUUUAUUACUCGAAGUGCUUGCAAAGGUAGCUUCUGAAUCUGUUGUUGAUUUUAACAACGUGAAAGUUUGUUCCCAAGAUUUUUGCAAUUUCACUACUAAAGAAAACGAUCUUUUAAAAAUAGUUUCAUUCGAGGAUUAUCCUAAGAUCCUAUGGGAACCAACCGAGCAUGCAUUGGCAAUUAUCAAACGUUGUGAGGAAAGUGGAAAUCCUGAUGUAUUGUUUAGUCAAGGCUUACGUGAAUACUUUAAGUAUCCAAACGGAAAUAUUGGCGGCCUUGAGAAAUUAAAGAUUGCUGCUGAAAGUGGUCACAAAUUAGCAAAGUAUGUGUAUGGUAUGAUAAUGUUGUCUUCUGAAAAUAAUGAGUCCAUGCAAGAAGGAAUCGAGCAUAUCCGUUUUUUAAAGAUGGCUAAAUGUGUUAUGCAUACAAGAAAUAAGAUAGAUGAAAUCAGGAAAAAAUAUCUCUUUAUAUACUAUAAUGGAAUGUUGGUUCGGAGGCAAACUCGUGUUUGUAAAUCAAAGCCUUGCAAGGGAUGGGGAUUGAGGAGAGGUAAAUGGAUAAUGAUAAAUGAUGAAGAUGAUGACUUAAGUUAUUGUGAAUAUUGUAGAUGGGAUUACGAGUUGGAGAUCUUUUAUCAAAUAUUUAGAGUUCGUUAG
Messenger RNA from Trifolium pratense (red clover), 738 nucleotides. Its product is annotated as F-box protein At2g35280-like. The transcript has a single exon. NCBI's taxonomy places the organism in Eukaryota, Viridiplantae, Streptophyta, Magnoliopsida, Fabales, Fabaceae. Bases 1 to 738 code for a protein of 245 amino acids. The record is from RefSeq and is a predicted model, not a curated record.